GGGCAACUUCAGGAGACUGCCACUUUUGACGACAGCUUUUGCGCUCCUGGCAGCUCGUUGUUUGCUUCGCUGAGAGCUGAAAUAUUACCAUCGGUGCUGUAUCUCAUUUUUACACGUUCUUCUCUCGGCGGCUUCCCGCCGAAAUAUAGCACACGCCAUGCCAGUCGUCAAAGGAGGUGUUUGGACCAACAUCGAGGAUGAGGUUCUCCGUGCAGCUGUCUCCAAAUAUGGCCUCAACCAGUGGGCUCGAGUAUCAUCGCUUCUUGCAAGGAAAACCCCGAAGCAAUGCAAAGCUCGCUGGGUCGAAUGGCUAGAUCCCGGUAUCCGCAAAGUGGAAUGGUCUCGUGAGGAAGAUGAAAAGCUUCUACACCUGGCGAAGUUGAUGCCCACACAGUGGCGUACUAUCGCGCCUAUUGUGGGCCGAACAGCAACGCAGUGCUUAGAGCGCUACCAGAAGCUUCUUGACGAAGCCGAAGCUCGCGAGAAUGAUGAGCUCGGGCUGGGUGGACCCGGAGCUGAAUCGGCCGCUCCCAGCGCCGAUGACGUUAGAAGGUUACGACCCGGCGAAUUAGAUCCCGAUCCAGAGUCCAAGCCUGCGCGACCCGAUACGAUUGACCUUGAUGAAGAUGAGAAGGAGAUGCUCAGCGAAGCUCGUGCUCGCCUGGCGAAUACCCAGGGAAAGAAAGCUAAGAGGAAGGCUAGAGAACGUCAGCUGGAGGAGUCGCGCAGAUUAGCAGUACUCCAAAAGCGCCGUGAGCUGAAGAACGCGGGUAUCAACAUCAAAGUCGCCACCCAUAAGAAAGGUGAAAUGGACUACAAUGCAGACAUCCCCUUCGAGAAACCAGCCGCGCCGGGAUUUUAUGAUACGGCAGAGGAACAAUCUAGGAACGAGCGGCAGCGCGAGAUGUUCGACCCUCGGAAGCAACAGCUAGCGAACAAGCGCAAAGGCGACCAAGAAGAAGAUGCCGAACGCAAGAAGCGGAAAAAUGAUAAAAAUAGCAACUCUGCAGCGUUUGCUGCUGCAGCGAGAGCUGGGCAGAUGCAGAAGAUCCGUGAGGCAGAGCAAAGCAUCAAGCGAAGAGGUCUAGUUUUGCCUGCUCCUCAGGUCAGUGAGAGCGAAUUAGAAGAUAUUAUCAAGAUGGGGAUGGCUGGCGACAGAGCAAGCAAGAUGGCCGGCGACGAAGAGACGACCAGAGGGCUUCUGGGUAAUUACUCUGCGAUCGUUGGUGGUACUCCAAUCAGGACGCCUCGCGCACCUCCUGAAGAAGAUCAUAUUGCCAAUGAAAUCCGGAAUAUCAGAGCUCUCACGGAAACACAAUCGUCUCUUCUUGGCGGAGAGAAUACGCCUCUCCACGAAGGAGGGUCAUCGACGGGCUUUGACGGCAUCGCACCUCGGCGACAGGAAAUCGUCACGCCCAAUCCUAUGGCUACUCCAUUCCGACAGGCCAAUGGAGUAGGCGCCACACCUAUGCGCGGAGGGGUUGGCCCCGGAGCUACCCCGUUGCGAACACCCAGAGAUCACUUUGCACUGAAUCGUGAGGGUGAAGGCGGACAGCUUAUCAGCAGUACACCACGAGACAUUCGGAACCAUGAGAACUUCAUGCGCCAGCAGAUCAGGAGCAAGUUGGCAGCUCUUCCGAAGCCCAAAGAGACCGAAUGGGAGCUGGAAGAGCUUCCCUCGGAAACCGCAGAACCAUCUGUAGCAAAGGAGUUUCUAGACGAAGACUCUGCAGUGCGUGACCAAAGGGAAAGAGAGGCUCGUGAAAAAGCCGAGCAGGCCGAACGCAAACGUCAAACACAAGUCUACCAGAGAUCUUUGCCUCGCCCCAGUAUUCUAGAUAUCAGCGCGUUGAUGCACCGAGCCUCGCAAAUUACAGACCCCAUCCGCAGUAUGGUAGCCAGAGAAGCUGCGAUCCUCAUUGCUAAUGACGCUCGGAAAUUCCCUGUACCAGGCUCCAAGAUUGAAGGGAAAGCCCCCAAAUUGGAAGUGCUGGACGAUGCGUUAGUCGAAGCGGCACGCGCAACUGUCGCGGCAGAGAUCGCUUCCUCGCAACAGGCGCAGGAAGAGUGGCAAAUCACUUUCGAGGAUUCCUGGACAUCGACACACUCUACAUCUCUACCGGGCCUCUCAAACUACGCAGAUGAAGACGAGGAUGUUUUCCAGCAGGAGCAGCGCAUGAUCAACUCCUUCGACAACGUACAGGCUUCGCUGGUCGCCACAGCAGAACGGGGCAACAAAAUGGAAAAGAAACUCGCUCUGCAUUAUGGAGGGUAUCAAAAUCGUGCGAAGGUGCUGCGCUCCAAGAUCGUGGAGGCAAGCACUGCUCUCGAGAAGGCCCAGGAUGACCUUGAAUCUUUCCGGACCCUGCAGAUUUCCGAGGAGUCUGCUUUGUCUGGUAGACUGGAGAAAUUGCGGGAUGAAGUCGCGUUUGUCAUGAGAAGAGAACGGGAGGCUCAAGAGAUCUACAAAACUCGACAAGACGAGCUCGACGGGCUAAUCGCAGGGACGGGGACCGCGGAUUCCUUGUUUCAUAAGUCUAUGUACAACACGCUGUCGGAGACCUUUUUCUAUAUCGAGGCUGUAAACCAUACUGGCCGGGUGCGGUGGAUGGCAAAAAUGCGGAUGACCCAGAAAAAGACCAUCCGUUCUUUUCCAAGGCGGUCUCCUCCCGAGUCCAUUUCAGCCAGACAUCACCACCCGCAGACUCAAGACGAUCCCAUCUCCGAUCUGUUGGAUUCUUCCAUCCCCACGGACUAUUUCCAUCGCGAGAAAACAGCGAGCUCGACUGGAAAUCGGCGAUCGCUCGCGAUGGGGGGCAGAGAUGAGACCGCAGGCACCCCAGACCCGGUCGAGAAGGGGUUCGCCACCCUGAGCACUUUGAGGCUGUCUUCUGGCCUAUGGGUCGGUGUGAAGGCUAUGAUCCAGAAGGAUGGAGAGCUACGAAAGGCAGAGAUCCUGUCUAUCCGGCAGCGGAAGGAUGGCCCUACUUUCUAUGUUCAUUAUGUGGACUUCAACAAGCGUCUCGACGAAUGGGUUGCUGCAGCAAGGGUCGAUCUGUCUCUGGAAGUCGAGUGGCCUCAGCCAGAGAAACCAGAGAAGAAGAAGACCGGCGCCGCCAAUAAGGCACCAAGUAAGAACACUCAGAAGCGGGCGCGAGCUGGCAGUCGCGAUGUCUCUGCAACGCCAGAUCUCCUCACUGGCAAAAACGUCAACGUGGGCAAAGUGCAGCGGCCUUCCAAGGCUGGUGGGAAGGAAAAUCGCGAUGGUACACCCGUGACCGUUUCUCAUCUGGGUUCUGAGGCAGCAUCUGCGCCCGACUCUGAGGAUGUCGACAUGGUUGAUGCCAGCUUCGACACCAAAGCUGCCAAGGAUGAGGAACAGGUCAUGGAGAUGUCCCGCGAAGAAGAGAUCGAGAGACUCCGGACGAGUGGCAGUAUGACACAGAACCCUACCGAGAUCCACCGCGUUCGCAACUUGAAUCGUUUGCAAAUGGGCAAGCAUGAGAUCGAGCCCUGGUACUUUUCGCCAUAUCCUGCCUCUUUUACAGACGUGGACAUGAUCUACAUCGACGAGUUUUGUCUGAGUUACUUUGACAACAAGCGUGCCUUCGAACGACAUCGAUCCAAGUGCACCCUCGUCCACCCGCCGGGUAACGAGAUUUACCGGGACGACUACAUCUCCUUUUUUGAAGUGGAUGGCCGACGCCAGCGGACCUGGUGCCGGAAUCUCUGUCUUCUCAGCAAACUGUUCCUCGACCAUAAGACACUCUACUACGACGUCGAUCCCUUCCUGUUCUACUGUAUGACCACCAGAGACGAGACCGGGUGUCACCUUGUCGGCUAUUUCUCCAAAGAAAAGGAUUCGGCAGAAGGAUAUAACCUGGCUUGUAUCCUCACGCUUCCUCAAUAUCAAAGACGGGGCUUCGGUCGUCUCCUCAUGUCCUUCAGCUACGAACUGAGCAAGCGAGAGGGCAAGUUAGGGUCGCCCGAAAAGCCGCUCAGUGAUCUCGGUCUACUGAGUUACCGUCAAUUCUGGCGUGAAACUCUCGUCGAGUUACUGAUAGAACCAGGCCGGGAGGCCAUCAGCGAGAACGAGCUGGCAUUAUUGACCUCCAUGACCGAAAAGGACGUUCAUGAGACGCUGGUCGUUCUGAAUUUGCUCCGAUAUCACGACUGCGCGCCACAGAAGGGAAACUGGGUCAUUGUUUUAACAGAUCAGGUGGUGGACGAGCACAAUAAGCGCGUCGAGAAGGAAAGGGCCAAGGGGUUCCAUAAGAUAGAUCCCGCACGUCUGCAGUGGAAACCCCCUGUGUUUACUGCGUCCAGCCGGACGUGGAACUGGUGA
Messenger RNA from Penicilliopsis zonata CBS 506.65, 4345 nucleotides. RefSeq lists its product as hypothetical. Lineage: Eukaryota; Fungi; Ascomycota; Eurotiomycetes; Eurotiales; Aspergillaceae. Gene Ontology annotation, cellular component: spliceosomal complex; Prp19 complex. The transcript has 10 exons. The record is from RefSeq and is a predicted model, not a curated record. The coding region runs from base 158 to 4345 and encodes 1395 amino acids. Gene Ontology annotation, biological process: mRNA splicing, via spliceosome; regulation of DNA-templated transcription. Gene Ontology annotation, molecular function: histone acetyltransferase activity.